GUGUGGACGCUCGCUCGGCCCCGCCGCAUCCGUUUGCCCUGCGUCUGGCGGGUGCCGGGCCAUCACGGGAGGACUCGGGCGCCGCAGACGCCGGGCCACAAUGGAACCGUUGACCUUCAAGGAUGUGGCCAUCGAUUUUUCUGGAGAGGAAUGGGAAUGCCUGAACUCCGAACAGCAGACUCUGUAUAAGGACGUGAUGCUGGAAAACUAUCGGAACCUGGUCUUCUUGGGUCUUGCUGUGUCUAAGCCAUACCUGGUUACCUGUCUGGAGCAAAGGAAAGAGCCCUGGAAUGUAAAGAGGCAAAAGACCAUGCUCUUGUUCCCAGCUGUGUUUCCUCAUUAUAACCAACACUUUUCACCAGAGCAGCACAUAAAGUAUUCAUUCCAGGAACUGAUCGAUGGAAGCCAUAGAAAUGGUGACGUUGACAAUUUGUGCUCCAGAGAAGAAAGGAACCGUGUAGAGGGGCGUGAAGUUCCGAAGACGUAUUAUAAUGGGUAUAACCCGUUUGUAACAACCGAUAGUAGGAGAAGCUUUGCUCCCAGUAGACAGCAAGAACCUGAAAUGGCUCAAGAAAACCCUCAGGCUCUGCCUGUUACUUGUGAACAGCCGUGUGCUUCUGUCAGUAAACAUCGGAGUCAGAGUUUGAACUGUACCUCUUCUUUCAAAGAUGGUUUGGGAAAUACAGAGAGGGGUCUAGCCCAUUCUUCAGUUACUGACUUCAGCAGUUUCAAGUGUAGUUUUGGGUUAAGCUUUCAUUCAAACCUUUUUGUAGAUGGGGAACUUAAAAAUGAAGAAAAAAAUUCUAAAUGUAAUCAAUUUGAGAACUCCAUUAUGAAAAAUUCCUUAAUAUAUAAUCCACAAAUAGGUCUUUCAUGUGUCAAAACACAGAAUUUCCAUAAAUAUGGCAGGUUCUUUACACAUCCAGUAUCACCUAAUCAAAAUUCAAGUACAGAUAUUUUAGAAAUCCAGUAUAUAUGUAAAGAAAAUCGGAAGGCCUUUACUGAGGCAUCUGCCUUAAAUAAUCACCAGGGCACGUUUAUUGGAGAGACGGUGUAUCAGUGCAAUGAAAAUGAUAGUGACAUAACCCAUGAGCCAAGUCCUGCGGAUCAGCAGUCUGCUCAUUUCCCAAAGGACUUUUACAAAUGCUACAGAUGCGACACCGUCUUUCAUCAAUACUCGGAACUCAUCAUCCACCAAUAUAUCCAUAUUCAAGACCAGAUUUCCAAGGGGAUGGAUUGCAACACAGCUUUCAAUAAAAGUUCCAGCCUUCCUAGAAGUCAUACUGGAGAAAAACCCUACAAAUGUAAGGAAUGCGGCAAAGCCUUUACCUAUUGUUCCAGCCUCAGACAGCAUCAUAGGAUUCAUUCUGGUGUCAAACAUCACAAAUGUAAAGAAUGUGGCAAAGCCUUCUACCAUAAGUCACUCCUUACACAACACCAGAGCAUCCAUGCCGGGAAGAAGCCCUACUGCUGUAAAUUUUGUGGCAAAGCAUUUAAUCAGAGAUCAACUGUUACUCAGCACCAGAGGAUUCAUACUGGAGAGAGGCCCUACCAUUGUAAAGACUGUGGCAAAGCGUUUCACCAAAGGUCAAGCCUUAGCCUACACCAGAGAGUUCACACUGGAGAGAAGCCCUACAAAUGCAAAGAAUGCGGCAAAGCCUUCAACCGUAAUUCUCUCCUUACUCAACACCAGAGGAUUCAUACUGGUGAGAAGCCCUACCACUGCAAAGAUUGUGGCAAAGCUUUUAAUAAAAAAUCAAGCCUUACUCAACACCAGAGAAUUCAUACCGGAGAGAAACCCUAUUCUUGUAAAGAUUGUGGCAAAGCUUUUAAUCAAAGAUCAAGCCUCAGCCUGCACCAGAGAGGUCACACUGGAGAGAAACCCAAUAAAUGUAACGAAUGUGGCAAAGCCUUUAACCGUGUGUUUUUCCUCACUCAACACCAGAAAAUCCAUACUGGCGAGAAGGCUUACCACUGUAAGGACUGUGGCAAAGCUUUUAAACAGCGCUCGAGCCUCACCCAGCACCAGAGAGUUCAUACCGGGGACAAGCCCUACCACUGUAAGCACUGUGGGAAGGCUUUUACUCAGAGGUCGAGCUUUACUCGGCACCAGAGAAUCCACACCGGAGAGAAGCCCUACAAGUGCCAAGAUUGUGACAAAGCUUUCAGCCGUAACCUCCUUUUGAUCCAACACCAGAGAAUUCACACAGGAGAGAAACCAUACCACUGCCAAGACUGUGGCAGAGCGUUUAAUCAAAGAUCGAGCCUAACGCAGCACCAGAGGGUUCAUACUGGGGACAAGCCCUUCUGUUGUAAAGACUGCGGCAAGGCGUUCACUCAGAGGUCAAGCUUUAACCGACACCAGAGAAUCCACAGCGGAGAGAAGCCAUACAAGUGUAAAGCAUGCGAGAGCACUUUCAGCUGCAGCUCUCGCCUCGCUGAGCACCAGUGCGCUUCCUUAGGCAGCUGCUUCCAAGACACAAAGUUCCUCCAAUAUAUGUGAGUUUACUGUUCUGUUACCGUCAGCUCACAGACCGUAGGAUUCAUUGUUAAACAUGUGAUAUGUUUUAUAUAAAAGAUACUUCUUUCUGUUGUUGCAAUACCUCACUAGAUUCCCAGAAUAUCACAUUCUGGUUUAAUUGAGUAAUAGUUUUCUUUCUUGUCAUUUUGUCAACUGGUUCUGUGUUCAUUGCAUUCUCAGAUGUAUUUCCCGUAAUGUAAACAUAAAACAUAUAUGUUGUUACACAGAGAAACCCUGUCUGGAAAAAACCAAAAAAAAAAAAAAUACAUUGUCCAAUGUAUACAUAAAACUGUCCACCAGACUUCACACUAGAGUAGUUUUUGGCGGGCACCAUUCAGAGUCCCCCUGUGACUUACAGUCCCAUCUCUAAACUGUGUAGCAUGGAGCUUGGCUGUCUCCUCCAGUUGUGUUGAUCAUCUCUUCUGCAGCACAGUUAAGAUGAUAUUAUCCAGUAUAUAGCUGCUGCAUGCUGGAUCCACACUUCUAUAAAAUUGAAUUACACUGGGGGAGGGCUGCUGUGUGACUGCAUGCGUGUGAGGGUCAGCGGGUAGCACCCAGUCCUCUAUCAUUUUGUUUUUGGAAUGGAACUCAGCUCGGCUCGUCAGGCUCAUCUGCAAACUCCUUUAUCUGAGUCAUCGCUUCCGUGGUGGGAUUUUAGGGUCUAGGGUUUCUCUGGCUCGACUAGAACCGCCUCUAUGGCGCGGAGCCCUGCUGUCGUCCACCCUGCCAUAUGAAAAAGGCAGGCAGGCCACCUACAGUUUCAGCACAGGGCUUAUCAUCCCCCUGCGACUUGAAGACGUAACCAUACUUAAAAAUGAGGACAUUCAGAAAAUAUAGGGAAACAUUUUUAUGCUGAGAUUUCAAAACCGACCCAUAGAGCUAAAGGCCUUUUGGGGUAGUCUUUCGUGUUCUCCAGAUCAUGUCUAGUUAGGCGUCGCUGCUAGAAGGCUGUGUGCCAGCGUCCUGGUGAUGAGUGCGGAAUCUGUAAGGGCAAGGGACAGUGGCAGCACACUUGAUCUGAUACAUUGUCAGGAGGGAGAAGAGCUGAGAGGAGUGAAACUUAGACACCACCUAGCCCAGAGCUGUAAACAACUUACUAAACUAUAGACUGCGAGUGUCGUUUGCCUCGGCCGCCGGAGGACCAGUCCUGUUACACUAUGGAAGGUUUCUAUUGGGGCAAAUACAAUAAUAAUACAAAAGAGCCUAUCAACUUGAGAGUAGGUAAGGCAGAGGGGCUUCUAGAGAGGGUUGUUGAGAGGGGAAAGAGGGAGGAGAGUAAAGUGGGAAGUGAUGUCAUUCUAUUUCAAGUAAAAAUAUUAAAAAUUUACAUGAAAGUUACCCAUAAGGCUGUGCACUUCAGCCUUGUCUUCCACAUCCGAGGGCGGAGGGGACCAGUCCUGAGGGCGGGGGUGCACGAGGGACUCCAGUUCAUGGGCAGAAGGGAGACUGGGGGGCCCAAGUCGAGCUCUGGAGUACAGUGCUGGAUUCCCAGAGGUGGCUGUGGAGGACAGCCCUGGGAUGUUUGAUACUCUGUGUUGGUCUAGAGUCCAGGGUCACUGUGAACUGUCUCACUGCUCCAAGGACCUGCCAGAUUUUUAGGGUUCAGGUUGCACAUUGGUUCAGGCUAACAAUAGGUCAGAAAGGAGUGAAUGAUUCAGAACUCCUUCACAGAAGCGUUUUUGGUUCUAUGGAGGAAUCAUUCCAGUUUUCUGGUACUCAAAGGAGGAAACCUGUGUCCACCUGCAGGCAAAAUAUACUCAAUAAAUAAAAUUCUUUCCAUAGGUCUUCUUUCCAAGACAACAACAAGAACAAACACAAAACUGCCAUGGCUGGAAACUUCUGGAAAACUUCAGUGUAAAAUAAGUGGACAAAUAAUUGAACUUAUGAGUUGAUGAGCAUGAAGAAGGGAAGGAAUGAUUGACAGAUUGGAAUUUGUUUGGAAAAGAUUGAUUUAUUGUAUUAUACAUUCUGAUGCACUUCUACAAGGGCAUUUUCUAGAAGGGUUCUUGUUUCUAUUUGUGUUGCUUUUUCCUUGUUGGAGGAUUUAGACGCUAAUAGAAUUAUCUUAGAGAAAUUUAAAGAGUUAUGUUAACUUGGCUGUUGUUUUAUGUUAUUAACUGGGAAAGUAAUUGUAGUUUGCUCUCUGUUGCUGUGAUAGACCACUAGAACCGAAAGCAGCGUGGGGAGGAAAUGGUUUUAGCUUCCUUUUGCAUGUAGCAGUCUGUCAGAGAAGUCAGGAUGGGAGCCAAAGCAGGAGCAGGGGAUGGAACCGUGGAAGAGAAGCUCACUGGCUUGCUCCGCCUGGCUCCUGCUCAGCCAGCUUCUCUAAACAUCGCAGGACUACCUGCCCUUGGGGGGCACUGUCCACAGGAAGCUAGGUCCUCCCACAUCAAUCAGCAAUCAUAACCAUCCCAGACACGGUUAGAGCACUGUAAUCUGGGCAGUUCCUCAGCACCUUGGCUGAGACUCCCACUUUGCACAUGACUCUUGCUGUGUCAAGUUGAGAAUAAGAACAAACAAGGACGGUACAGUGUAAGGUAGUGAUUAGGGAGGGCCACAGAGUAGCUACGGUAGCAAUACAAACCAGGAGCCUGCAUCCUGCUUAGGGUUCCACAGAGAUGCUCAGAAGAGGCCCGCUCAAGGCGAGACCAACCAGCAGUCUCCCCUCAAAAGAAGAAACAAGAGGUCAAUACAUUUGGUGGAUACACUGGCCUCGGACUUUUC
Molecule: messenger RNA, 5245 nt
Organism: Chionomys nivalis (European snow vole)
Lineage: Eukaryota; Metazoa; Chordata; Mammalia; Rodentia; Cricetidae
Product: zinc finger protein 345-like
Exons: 4
Coding region: 101-2503 (800 amino acids)
Biological process (GO): negative regulation of transcription by RNA polymerase II
Molecular function (GO): DNA-binding transcription repressor activity, RNA polymerase II-specific
Source: RefSeq, a predicted model, not a curated record